Messenger RNA from Thermothielavioides terrestris NRRL 8126, 1001 nucleotides. RefSeq lists its product as uncharacterized. Lineage: Eukaryota; Fungi; Ascomycota; Sordariomycetes; Sordariales; Chaetomiaceae. Gene Ontology annotation, molecular function: U1 snRNA binding. The record is from RefSeq and is a predicted model, not a curated record. The transcript has 3 exons. Bases 109 to 855 code for a protein of 248 amino acids. Gene Ontology annotation, cellular component: U1 snRNP. Gene Ontology annotation, biological process: mRNA splicing, via spliceosome.
GGUACUUGAAGAUGAGGGCAGUUUGGAGCCUCAACACUGCUCCUUUCUCUUCUGAGAACUCAAUCCGCUCCAUCAUAACCGUCCACGACGGCGCAGAAGCAAGGGAAAAUGGCUUCAUCACAGCCGCCCAUCGCUACUGUCUACGUCCGGAAUCUGGAAGAGCGCGUCAAGCCCGAGCCGCUCAAGCAAGCGCUGCGCGCCGUCUUUUCCGAAUAUGGCAAUGUGAUUGACAUCGUGGCCAAGACCAACCUCAAGGCGAAAGGGCAGGCCUUCGUCGUCUUCGACAAGCCCGAGUCGGCGCUCGCUGCCAUUGAGGAAGUGCAGGGCUUCGAGCUCUUUGAGAAGCCAAUGCAGGUCGCACUGGCACGCACGCGGAGCGAUGCCACCGUGAUGCUGCACGGCACUGAGGAGGAGUUCGACGCGCACAAGCGCCGGCGCAUGGCCGAGAAGGACAAAAAGAAGGCCCUCGAGUCCGCCGAAGAGCAGAAGCGCCUCAAGCGGCCCAUGCCGGGCGCGGGUGCCGAGGUAGGCGCCCGUCCAGCCAAAAACGCCCGCGGCGCCGGGCUCAAGGCCACCGGAGCCGGCCCGGCGGCCGUCGUCCCCGACGAGUACCUGCCGCCCAACCGGAUCUUGUUCGUGCAGAACCUGCCCGACGACUUCGACAAGGACGCCCUCACCGCCAUCUUUGGCCACUUCGAGGGCUUCCGCGAAGUCCGUACGGUGCCGGGUCGCAGUGGGAUUGCGUUUGUGGAGUAUGAGACCGAGGCUGGCGCCAUCACUGCCAAGGAGAACACCGCCGGAAUGGCGCUGAAAGGCGGCGAGAAGAUAAUGAAGGUUACCUACCAGCGGCAGUAAAGCUUGGAGGGCAUCAGGAAGGCGCAUUUGGUUCGGUUCAAGGGGAGAUCUGCACUUCUAGGUCAGGCGUUGGGUUUAGGGGUCUCGCACAUCUCAUUCGAACAGGACCUCAUUAAUGAGCCAAGGGGAAGAGGUUGAUACCCAGU